Molecule: messenger RNA, 3698 nt
Organism: Apis laboriosa (Himalayan honeybee)
Lineage: Eukaryota; Metazoa; Arthropoda; Insecta; Hymenoptera; Apidae
Product: poly(A)-specific ribonuclease PARN-like
Exons: 11
Coding region: 108-1736 (542 amino acids)
Biological process (GO): nuclear-transcribed mRNA poly(A) tail shortening
Cellular component (GO): cytoplasm; nucleus
Molecular function (GO): metal ion binding; poly(A)-specific ribonuclease activity; RNA binding
Source: RefSeq, a predicted model, not a curated record
AUCAAUGGAUCCUGUUAAUUUUCGUGUUUAAUUUCAGUUUCGGGAAUGAAAUAAAAGACGUUCGUUAUAGGUUGAGUGUGGAUUAACAAGUGCAAGAUUAAAAAAAAAUGGAAGUGACUUCUUCGAAUUUUCAAGAGGUCCUAGUGGAAUUAGAUGAAAUUUUGAAAAAUGCAACAUUUCUUUGUAUCGAUGGAGAAUUUACAGGACUUAAUUCAGGACCUGAUGCCGGUGUCUUUGAUACACCUGCUCAGUAUUAUGCAAAAUUAAGAACAGGAUCAAUGGAUUUUCUUCUUAUACAAUUUGGCCUUUCUGUCUUUACAUUUAAUAAAGAAAUGCAAAAGUAUAAUCAACGAUCGUAUAAUUUUUAUGUUUUUCCACGUCCGUUAAAUCGUACGGCUCCAGAUUGUAGAUUUAUGUGUCAAACUUCCAGUAUAUCAUUUCUAGCGUCACAAGGAUUCGAUUUUAAUAAACUUUUCAAAUUGGGCAUUCCUUAUUUAACCGCAAAUGAAGAAGAAAAAUUGAUGAAACGAUUAGAGGAAAAACAGAGGAUAAGAGAUGAAGCAGCAGAAAUAUUACCUAUUUCGGACGUCGAAAGACCUCAGAUUGAAGAGAUUUGUUCGAGGAUAGAUGAAUUUGUCACUUCCGAAACAGAAGAACUAUUGAUAGAAAAAUGUAAUGCUUUCAUUAGACGACUCGUGUAUCAGGAAGUAAAAUUAAGAUGGCCAAACAAAUUAAAAGUUGAAAGUAAAAUGAACAAUUUUGGAUGCAGUCUUGUAGUACAAAGAUUAGGAACUAAGGAAGAAGAAGAACAAAGAGAGAUUGAGAAAAGAGAAAGAGAAAAGACAGAAAUUCAACAAGCAGUUGGAUUAAGUAUUCUUAUGAGGAAAAUUGCAGAUUCCGGAAAAUUAAUAGUUGGUCAUAAUAUGUUAUUAGAUCUCUGUCAUAUAGUACAUCAAUUUUUUGGACAAUUACCGGAAUCAUAUUUGGAGUUUAAGAGUCUUGUUCAUAGUCUAUUUCCAAGAAUUUUAGAUACAAAAAUAAUUUGCCAUUCGCAGCAAUUUAAGGAAAAUAUACCAUCGUCGAAUUUAGGUAUAUUACUAGAAACUGUUAGUAAAUCACCGUUUAAAAUUACAGAAGUGGAACCUACCGAUGGUAGAAGUUAUUCUACAUUAUCAGAAAAAUGUCACGAGGCUGGUUACGAUGCAUAUAUAACUGGAAUAUGUUUCAUUGCAUUGUCCAAUUAUCUUGGUACCUUACAAAAACCUGAAAUGCCGAUAGUUUUAUCGGAUUCACCUUUACUCAAUCCAUUUUUAAAUAAACUUCUCAUAGCAAGAUUAAAAGAUGUGCCGUAUAUAAAUCUUGUUGGAGACGAUCCUAACCCAAGUAGAGAUCAUGUAUUCCAUUUAACAUUCCCAAAAGAGUGGAAAUUUAAUGACAUAUCUCACUUGUUUAGUCCAUUUGGAAGUGUGCAUGUGUCAUGGUUAAGUGAUAUAUCCGCAUACAUAGAAUUACAUCGUCGGGAUCAAGUCAACGAGGUGAUGAAAGUUCUAGCUAAAACGAGUACCUAUAAAUUACAAAGGUAUGCUGAUUACCAAGCUUCUUUAGAAAGCUUCAAUACAGGAGAGCGCAAACGAAAAUUAUCUUCGUCCGAGAUUGCUGCCAGAUCCUUGCGAAAACUUCAAGAAAAAGCGUUAAAUCUCGUUCGGACUAUAAGGAAGUUUGUUCCUCGUUUGUGACAAGGCUAGUCCAUUUACGUUCCUACGGAAUAAUAAUACGAGGAUGAGAAUAUAUUACCGACGAUGGGUGCGUUGAGUUUUUUAAUUUAAUCAAAUUCUCACUCGAUAUCGUGAAAAUUCUUGCAUUUUUAAUAUCGUGAAAAUGGUGUGCAAAAAGUGUCUCGCACGAUUGUUACAUACGAGAGAUGCGACAACUGUGGAUUUUGUUAAAAAAAGGAAAGUUUAAUAACUCCCGUACGUACGAGAUCUGACGAUACGAAAGAGACGGACCAACAAACUUCUCACCGCCGAUAUUGUCGAGUCAGACCUCGUACGUACAUAGAUAAAUGACUCGAUCGGUAACGCGCAUAAUUGUACACACAUUAUCGAUCAAUCGGCUCUCCUUUGACGUUAACGCGUUAUUACCGUGUACUAUGCAGAUACGUGGUUCGAGAGUUUACAACGGAGCGUGUUUUAUUGCAGAAAUCAUUUCAAUCAUUUCGAAACGAUCAGUCUUAACGAGACAACGCACUAUGGAGCACUAUUACUACUACUACUACUACUUCCGCGGAGCGAGGUCCCCGUACGCUUCGAAGAGUCGCAUUAAUACGAGUAUAAGAAUUGUUACGAUCCACAUCUUCGACUCGUCUCAAGUAGGAUGUUUUUAACAGAAUAAAGUUAUAUUGUUCGAUAAUAUUAUAUAAUAUAUUAUAUAAUAUAAAAUUAUUCAAACAAUAACUUUUUCCUCUUUUAAAAAACGUCAACUUUCUUAAUAUAUUCUCUCAAUAAUAUAACCUAAACUUCAAGAUACAUAUGCGCGCCACUCCUGUAAGUAGCGGCAGUUCCGAGUAUCACCGACUACGCCAUUAUUUAUAUGACGUAUACACAGAAACGUGUGUGUAAUAAUUUUUCGACAAUUUUUCUUUUCUUUUCUUUUCUUUUCUUUUCUUUUCUUUUCUUUUCUUUUCUUUUCUUUUUUUAUUUUUUUAAAUAUCUUUGUGAAACUGUGUGAAAGUAUCGAUCGUCGAAUUAAUUGAUUUUGGAUUGAUUAACUACUCGUUAAGCCAUAAACCACCAGUUAGAGACCGAUGGCAACGAGGUUGAUGUUAAAAAGGCGCGCAUCGGAAGAGAAUUCCCCGUGGUUGACAGGGGUAUCUGGCAUUCUUGCGCCGAUCAGCCAUACUUAACGACGAUGUUACACACGUGCAUUCUGCAUGCACGCACGUGAUGCUGCAUAUUCAUAAGUUGUGACCACGGCCGGCAACAUUUCCGCGGCAAGCUUCAACACGUGCACCGAAUAAAUAUUCUAGCUCUCUAAUGCUCGACUAGAAGGCAAUUGAUCUCUUUUCUUUUCUUUUUCUUUUUAUCCUCUUCCCGAAAGAUCCGACAUCCGGAGGUAGGUUUCGAUUACUGGAAAGAAACAUUGAUCGAUCAUCGCGUGUACGCUACGCCCGGCAUACUCUGUCACAUUGCGUACGCGACUAACACGAGCAUGAUUUAUCCUUUUGUGAACGUAUAUACUAGUUUUCUGAACUAGUAUCUAGUUAUAUUUUAUAUUUUAUGUCUCGUUUGUGUAUUGGCGGGGAUGGGGGGGAUAUUUGGAACAAGUUGCAUAGAAAAAGAGAGAAAAAAAGGAUUAAAAGACAACGUGAGAAAUUUCUAUAUUAUACGACACCGUUUGACUUAAGAAAAAAAAAAUGAACUCGAUUUACGCAUGCACUCGUAUACUCGACACUCUUAUCUUUUCCACUCUAUUUGUAAUAAUCUAUCUGAUCGAUAAUAAAAAUGUUAAAUGUACACACGUUUAUUAACGUCAAAUUUUUGUUUUCUUUUUCCUUAAGACGCGUCGUUAUCAGACGUUAUAAUACACAUGGUAUAAUACUAUACUACUUAUACAUAAUCACAUUUAUAUCGAUUUUCUCUAUUUGAUCAUGUCUAUUGGAUUUUUUAACCAGUAACAAAAUUUCUUUUUUCUUUCUUUCU